GCUCUGACGUAAUGGCCGCGGUUCUGACGUCACGGGGCGGGUCAAUAUGGCGGCGGCGGCGGGAGCUCGGCUCUGGGGCUGCGCGAAGCUGACAAGAAAUAUUCCAGCAUUCUUGGCUCCUUGGAGGUUUUCCCAGUGUGCCUUUAGAUCCUCCAAAUCGGAACUCAAGCCGAAUCUUUCCAGUGAUGGAGUUGUCUGUGCUCCACUUCACACAUUCACUGAAGAGGAGACAAUGCUGAAGAACAUGGUGACAAAAUUUGCUCAGGAGCGAGUGGCACCUUUCGUGCAAAAAAUGGAUGAGAACUCGAAAAUGGAGGACUCCAUAAUACAGGGAUUGUUUGAACAAGGGCUGAUGAGUAUUGAGCUUGGGGAGGAAUAUGGAGGAACUGGAGCUUCAUUUUUUUCAACCAUAUUGGCAGUAGAAGAAUUGGCCAAAGUUGAUCCAGCUGUGUCUCUUUUGUGUGAACUCCAAAACACACUAACAAAUAAAUUGUUUACCACAUAUGGAACAGAAGAACAAAAGAGAACUUACCUGCCCAGAGUGGCUAAAGACACAAUAGGCAGUUUCUGUCUUUCAGAGGCUGGGUCUGGCAGUGAUGCCUUUUCUCUGAAGACUCGGGCUGAGAAGAAAGGAGACUACUAUGUUAUCAAUGGCUCCAAGAUGUGGAUUAGCUUAGCAGAAGAUGCAGGAGUUUUCUUUGUGAUGGCAAAUGCAGAUCCAUCCUCAGGAUACAAGGGAAUUACGUGCUUCGUAGUAGAUCGUGACACAGAGGGACUUCACGUGGGGAAGAAGGAGGACAAGCUGGGAAUCAGAGCAUCUUCUACCUGCCCAGUGACUUUUGACAACGUGAAGGUUCCUGAGACCAAUAUCCUGGGACAGGUUGGACAAGGCUAUAAGUAUGCCAUUGGACUGCUCAAUACUGGCAGGAUAGGGAUUGCUGCACAGAUGUUAGGACUGGCACAGGGGUGUUUUGACCAUACAGUUCCAUAUACAAAAGAGAGAGUCCAGUUUGGGAAAAGCAUCUUCGAUUUCCAGGGGAUGCAGCACCAGAUCGCCCAGGUGGCCACGCAGCUGGAGGCGGCGCGGCUGCUCACCUACAACGCGGCGCGGCUCGCCGAGACCGGCCGGCCCGUCGUCAAGGAGGCCAGCAUGGCCAAGUACUACGCUGCUGAGGUUGCAACACUGACAACUAGUAAAUGUAUCGAAUGGAUGGGAGGUGUUGGAUUCACAAAAAAUUACCCAAUAGAAAAGUAUUACCGUGACUGCAAGAUAGGUACAAUAUAUGAAGGAACCUCAAAUAUCCAGUUGAGCACCAUUGCAAAAAUCUUAGCACAGGAGUACUGAAACCAUAAGGACUACCUUGACUGUUAAAGGAAAUUAUUUCCCUGAACACUCAUUGUGAAUUACCCACUUAUUUGUAAACACAAAAAGCAUUAAUGACAUCAUAAAUAAGAAUACAUCACCACAGAUGAAAUCAUAGGGAAAACCAUGAAUUCCCCAUUUCAGGACAGUGAGUAAUUCACGUGAAAUCCUGAAUUCCACAUUCAGAUCCAAAGUGUGGGUUGUAAGUAUUUCUUUCUGCCUGAGAGACUUCCAAGAUAAUUCCUUGGAUUUAGUUACCUUAGGUUAUGGAAGCACUGCAUCUCCACUUGGGGAUUUCAAAGUGAAAACAAAGGAAGCCAAAUCCUUGGCAUAACUGGUGGGAGAGGUUCUGUUAAGCCAACUGGGAGGAAGGGCUCUACAGGAGAGAGAGGAGCAGUGGUUUCCUCUCUCCCAGCUGUGGAGCUGCUGUAAUUGAAGUAAUUUUUACAGCAGCCCUUAGUGUGUUCUUAAGGAUAUCUUUGUAAUUAAGCCCUUCCAGCCCCAAUUUGUACUCCUGAAAGGUGGAUAAUAUCCACCUCCCUUCCCAGUCUUCUCAGCUGUUAAGGGUUUUAAUCUAAGAGGCUAUUUAUAGUUCUCCUUUCAUAAAAGGUUGAGUUGAAAUCUUUCUGAAAUGGGGUUAAAAAAGCUCUAGUAGUUCUGCAAAAAGACAGAGAUAUAAGCUGGGUAAUAGGAGUGCUGUGAUACUACCUCACAGUGGCCUUUCCAUGUUCAAUGUAUUUUACAAGCAUUAAUCCUCAGAUCCUUCCUGGGAGUUAGGGAGGCACUGUUAAUUUGCAGCCUGGAAAACUUGCUCCUAAAGUUAGUGGCUCUCCAGCAUAAUUUUUCCCCUUUUGAAAGACAAAAGGGGCAGGGGGAUGGGAAGUAUUUGGGUUUUUUAUCCCUCUCUGUUUACUUUAAAAUGAGACAUUUUAUUUACUGCAGAAACCUCUUCAGUGCUGGAGAGCUAAUUAACUAAUAAUCAAGAGACAGGAAGCUUAAUAUAUGAAAAAUCAUCCUAAUUGCUGUAAUUGGCAAUCUGUUUCAAGUGUUUUGGGGAGGGAAGGGUUGGUUUUCUGGUUUUGGCUGACUUAAAAGAAUCUCAUUUUUAAAGCUGCUGCUCACUGAUGAUUCACUUUGAGUGGAGCUUAGAAUGUUACAGGCUGAGACUCCCAAAGGAUUUUUCUGGCAAAACUGGGGCAAAUGACACUUAACAAGUAGGAUUUGUAAAACAGGCAGAUUGCAGUGCCUUACACAAAGAAACCAGCAAGGAUGAAAAGCACCAUUAAAAAGUUUUCUGACUUUCUGUCAGCUUCAAAGGGAACCAGCUACUUUAGUGAAUUAAUCCCCUCAUAUGCACACUUUGCCUGUCGAUAGGCAAGGAAUUACUGUGGUCAUUGUCCUUAUGCCAAUAAAAAAACCCCUCUCAAAGCAGUUUGAUCAACAGCUUUGAGAUUUUCAAAAAUACAAGAGUAGGAGGGUAGACUAGAAGGUUUCUGAAGUUUUCUUCUAGCAUCAUUAUUAUUAUUACUAUUGUUAUUUUAUUUGUUAUCAUUAUGAUAAUGAUUGAUGCAUUUCGGGUGGUUUGCAGGCUUUCUUUCAUAGCCCAGGAAACAACCUGAACAUCCUCAUCAGCUACUCAACAGUUCAUUUCAGAAAAGCAAGGUCAAGCCUUUAACUAAUGUGUUACAGCUGUAAAUAUUUCACAUCUCUCGGUCAUGUAUGAUGUAUUUUGUACAGAGUUUUGAAAGAAAUGUAUGUCUUGUAUUUGAUAUUUAUUUACAAAAUUCUGUGGAGGAAUACGUGCACAAAUCUAUUUUAACCUCUGAGUUUCUUUCAUCAUUGUUGUAAAAGGACAUGUGGAGAGCAUUGGCUGUUCUGGUCACUGAUUCUGGGAAGAGUUAGAGAACCACAGAGUGGUUUUGGCUGGAAGGGACCUUAAAUCCAGUCCCAACCCCUACCGUGGGCAGGGGCACCUUCCACUAGACCGGGUUACUCCAAGCCCCGUCCAACCUGGCAUUAUUUCACCCCCUUAACUCUAAACACAGAUGUUGGUUUAGCAAUGAGAAGUGCUAUGCUUUGUCCAGGGGCUGUUAAGAGCUGCCUGUGCUCCCCAGCCCCUCUUUGGUUCGGGGCAGGCAUUUAUGGAUGGUCAUAAACUGCAUUUCUACAUUUGGCACUGUGGGCACAGGCUGCAGAGCUGGCAUUGGGAAUGCUGUGAGGCUUUCUGUGCUAAUGACAGGGCUCAAAGCUGCUUUAUGUCCUCAAUAUGUGUUUAUAUUAGUGAAUUUUCCCUUUUUAUGCCCUCAGUCAGCCCAUCUGAUCUGGUCUGACAGCCCAGGUCUGUUGUCCUGGAACAGCAUCUUCAGUAUGAAACGUCACAUAUGAGCUUCCCUGCUUAGAGGAAAAGACCUGUAUUGAGGAUGUAUUAAAAAGUGCCUGAAUUUUAUUUUUUACUUGAUACAAUACUAAUCUUGUGUAUUGGGUCAUGGUUCUCUGAUAAUCUGUCAUUUAAAAUUUUUACCAGAUCUUGCAGGUUUUCCACCAGGAGAGAGUGACUGUGUCAUCUGUCAGGUUUUUCUAGUUCUACCUUGGUGAUCAAGGUCUGAGGCAGAUUUCUGCAGAAGAGUUUAAUCACUACUUGGGAGAUACUCAAAUACAACAUUUUAUAUCAUG
This is a messenger RNA of Chiroxiphia lanceolata (lance-tailed manakin), 4036 nucleotides long. It is a transcript of the gene ACADSB, whose product is annotated as acyl-CoA dehydrogenase short/branched chain. NCBI's taxonomy places the organism in Eukaryota, Metazoa, Chordata, Aves, Passeriformes, Pipridae. The record is from RefSeq and is a predicted model, not a curated record. The transcript is spliced from 11 exons. The coding region runs from base 47 to 1345 and encodes 432 amino acids. Gene Ontology annotation, molecular function: acyl-CoA dehydrogenase activity; flavin adenine dinucleotide binding. Gene Ontology annotation, cellular component: mitochondrion.